This is a messenger RNA of Biomphalaria glabrata, 3341 nucleotides long. RefSeq names its product protein-glucosylgalactosylhydroxylysine glucosidase-like. The record is from RefSeq and is a predicted model, not a curated record. NCBI's taxonomy places the organism in Eukaryota, Metazoa, Mollusca, Gastropoda, Planorbidae. Gene Ontology annotation, molecular function: catalytic activity. Gene Ontology annotation, biological process: carbohydrate metabolic process. The transcript has 14 exons. The coding region runs from base 506 to 2860 and encodes 784 amino acids.
CUCGUUGCAUUGUCUAUUUAUAAAACACUACCAAUGUCUGUGUGCGUGCGCGCGUGAGCUCCAUCUACAGUACAGAGUGACUCUCCAACUGCUGACACAAUCUACAAUGCAGCACUCAUCUCCCCCCCCCCCAACACACACACACACACACAUUUCGGACUGGCGAUUAAAACUUCCAAACGUAUAUUCGGCGGGGCAAGAUAACCAAAGCAGACGUCAAGGCCAGAAAAGCUUUUAAUGCCUCGGCUAUUAUUUAUGAGUCGAACACUUUGGCGUGCCAGAUUUUUUGUACAACUUUGAAUUUGCAAAACAAGAUUUUAAAAAAACCAACUCGUUAGGAUACUCUGUUAGUAUUUAUUAAAGCUGGGUUUAUCUAGUUCUACAUUGAAUAGAAUCCUUUUCUAUAAAGUGCUACAUGUAUUCAAUAAAGUGUGGCAUGUGAAGUUAUAACCUUAAUGACUCUAUUCAAUGUUUCUAUUUGUGGAUUAAUUUACAACUUUACAUUAUGACUAAGAAAAUGAGAUAUGUUCUUCAUGUGGUGGCUGCCGCUGGAGCGAUAAUGUGUGUGGUGGCUGUUGUAUGUAUCGCCUGGUUCAGUCAUGGCGUAGGCCACUUACGCACGGAUAAUGUUUCCGACUCCCAUGCAAUGUCCAACAGCAGAAACUCUACGCAUGGAUACAACGCCAAAUGCAGCAGCCAUGCUGUUGCUAGUGACGCCGGAAGAGCUGUUCUGGCAAUCAGAGAAAACGUGAACUAUAGCCAGGAGGCCAUUUUGUCCAGACCUUUGAAUUCUAUUGUACCAGAUUCACUUCUGCCUGAAAACGCGACCAUUUUAACCAACGACAGUUUACCUGACAGGCAGGCCUACAUCCCAGAGGUGGGAAACGGCCACAUCGCCACCGUGGUCCAGAGCGACGCCAUCUUAAUGAACGGCCUUUACAACGGUAGAGACAAGACUAGCCACCGGGCCAGGAUCCCUUCCACUUCCGGCUACUCUGUAAACUGGACCUCCCCUUCCGGUCUGGAGCGGAAAUACAGUCUGGAUAUUGGCAGGGGUAUUUUCACAGAGUCGUAUACAGGUGCUGGGGUGACCAUCUCACUCAGGACGUACGCUCAUCGCAGCCUGACCCUUGUGAUGGUCAACGAGCUGACCUUGUCCAGAGAAAACACUUCCAUUGACGUGUCCGUGAAGAUUGUACUCAACCGAGGUCAAGAAAGCGAGGAUGUCAACUUUUACAAAGAUUCACACGGAAUACUUCAUGGGGAAACUAAAGAGGCGGAGUAUCCAGAGAUCGCUCCAACCAUUCGUUUCUACAUGCUCACUUCUGCUUCUCUAGAGGGCGUAGAGACUAUAAGCUCGGGACUCACCACGGAGACAUUUGUGUCCUUGACCUCUAUAGAUGUCAACAAAACGAAGGCCAUUUUUCAGUACGAACAAGCACGUGCUCAGUUUCUGGGCGGGACGUUGUUGAGCAGUCACGUGGAUGGAUGGAAUCACAUGUGGCAACGCGGGAGAAUAGACAUUGCAGGGGACAUAACCAUUUCCAAAAUGAACUACGCCUGCCUCUAUUAUUUGAUGAGCUCUCUCCCUUUGACUCCGAACCGAAAAGAGUGGCCGUUCUUUGGGCUUUCUCCUGGCGGUCUUGCCCACGGUGUGGAGAAUUUGGAUUACAUGGGUCACGUGUUUUGGGAUCAAGAUACCUGGAUGUUUCCGCCAAUCGCGUUGCUCCAUUCAGAUAUUGGAAGAACUCUUGUGCAGACGAGAAUCAGAACUCUGCGCAGUGCUCAGCUCCUGGCCAAGAGGAGUGGUAACGAGGGCGCCAAGUACCCUUGGGAGUCUUCUUACACUGGUCUUGAAACGUGUCCAGCUGAGCCGUACGGUCGUCUGGAGAUCCACGUCAUUGGAGACGUGGCUAUGAUGAUGCGCCAGUACUGGCAGCUGACUCGUGACGUAGAGCUGAUGGUCGAUCUCUCUGGAGCAGACGUGGUCUGGGAGACGGCCAAAUACUGGGCGGCUAGGUCCACGUACAAUCAAACAGACGACACCUUCAGAAUAAACGGGGUCAUGCCACCAGACGAAUUCAACUUCCCAGUCAAUGACUCAGUGUAUACCAACAGUAUAGCUGCUCUCAAUCUCCUCUUCGCCAAUCAGUUGGCCAGAUUUCUUGGCAAGUCAGAGAACGAGACGUGGUCCAACAUUAGCAGCAAGCUUCUCAUUCUGUAUGACGAGACGCUGGACUUCCAUCCUGAAUUUCAAGGCUUCUCAACUUACAGACACAGGCCCAAGCAAGCUGAUGUUGUACUUCUUGGGUACCCACUGAUGGUGGAUAUGAAGUUAUCGACGCGGAAAAAUGACUUGAUGAUUUACGAAGAAAUCACGUCAACAGGACCGGCCAUGACCUGGGGGAUGUUCUUGUUGGGUUGGCUGGAGCUAGACAAUGUCACAAAGGCGAAUGAGCUGUACCAGAAAACUGUGGCUAAUGCGCAGGAGCCAUUUCUGGUGUGGGCUGAAUACGCCGAUGGAGAUGGCGCCACCAACUUUCUAACUGGAAUGGGCGGCUACCUUCAGAUGAUUCUUUUUGGCUACGGUGGAUGCCGGAUACGCGAUGAGACGCUGACCUUCAAACCCGUCCUCAUGGAAGGGUCAAACGAGAUGACCUUUGUAGGAAUCGAUUACCGUGGAUGCAGCUUCGAUCUUCGAUACUCGGAUACGGAAAUGACGCUUAAUCAAACACAUGUCACGUGCGGGUCUGUAGGCCUGUCAGUCAGGUUCAAUGAUUCUGGUGCCUGGCACAGCUUGACCACUGGUAUACCAAUGACUAGGGAAAGACAAUCAUUUGAAAUAAAAAAUUUGCGGUGACGUUAAAAUGACUUUUUGAGAUUAAACAAGCUCAAUAACCAUUCCAAUGUGGUCACCACGUGACCAGUCAGAACCAAUCAGAGCCUGUACAGGCUACAGACAAGUUUUGUUAAUCGUAGAUCUUCUACACGUGUACCAUCAGACGUUAAGCAAGGAAAUAUUUAACCACCACAUGACCAAUCAGGCUACAGGCACUUAUUCCUAAUCAUAGAUCUUCCACAAUAAGAUGUCACGUGCAGUGUAGUCCAUUUGUUCUAAGCUCCACUUUUAUAAUAAAAAUCUGUGGUGUCAAGCACUUUUCUCUCUGACGGGCAUGUAUUGUUCUAACAGCGUCAAAGGCUGAUCAUCUAACAAGCAAAAUAUUUUUUUUAAAUACUUUAAAAGAAAAACAAAGCUUAUCUAAGAAUAAGAACUGCGACAUUACUGCCAGUAGCUGCCUUAGGGUGGCAAGUGGGGCAACCGCCCUAGACCCGAUCCUGAG